Acanthosepion pharaonis is the source of this 729-nucleotide messenger RNA. NCBI's taxonomy places the organism in Eukaryota, Metazoa, Mollusca, Cephalopoda, Sepiida, Sepiidae. The record is from the annotation of a GenBank genome assembly.
AUGUCUCUAUCUAUCUAUCUAUCUAUCUAUCUAUCGAUUUCUCGAUCUUUUCCAGUGCUCUUCUCUAUCUACCCAGUUUUUGUCUUUUACCAUUCGUUCUCUUUUUCUUUUUCUUUAUCUUUCCCAUCUUCUCCCACUUCUUUCAUACUCAAUAUUCAUCUUUUUACCUCUCUCUCUCUCCCCCUUCCCCACGUACACAUAUUUCUUUCACGUUCCUUUUAUUUAGCUAUUUCUUUUUCUAACCUCUCCUAUGCCACUUAUUUCUUCCUUUCUUUAUUCUACCUUAAUUUUUACUUCCUUUAUUUCUCUCUCUCUCUUCAUUUCUUUCUUUCGCUUUCACGUUCUCCUUCGCUUCUCUCUAUAUAUACCCGUUUCUUUCUAUCUAUUUAUCUAUCUAUCUAUUCGAGUCUAUUGGAUUUUCUCUUCUCCAUUUUGUCUACUUUUCUAACCACGUUUCACAUCUUUCUUCGCACCCCUCUCCUGCUCGUUAACCAUAAUCAUAACCAUCUCCUCUUUCUGCUUCUAUUUCUCGCUUUACAUCCUCACUCUCUUUUUCUUUCUUUCUUUCUUUCUCUCUCUCUCCCCACCUCCCUCUCUCUUUAUCUAUCCAACUACCUCUCCUGUAUUGAAUUACUCUUCUCUACUUUUUCUCCUUUGCUAACUUCGUUUCCUGGCUUUCUUCAUCCUACAUUCCUCGUUAAUUAUAUUCAGUCUGGCAACAUUUAUUGA